Messenger RNA from Miscanthus lutarioriparius, 963 nucleotides. Lineage: Eukaryota; Viridiplantae; Streptophyta; Magnoliopsida; Poales; Poaceae. The record is from the annotation of a GenBank genome assembly.
AUGGAAGAAGCCGCGGCCGUGGCCGUGGCCGUGGCGUCGAAGAGCAGCGGCGGGAGGGGAGGCGGCGGCGGCGGGCCGGCGCCGUUCCUGACGAAGACGCACCAGAUGGUGGAGGAGCGGGCGACGGACGAGGUGAUCUCGUGGGCGGAGCAGGGCCGCUCCUUCGUGGUGUGGAAGCCCGUGGAGCUGGCGCGCGACCUCCUCCCGCUCCACUUCAAGCACUGCAACUUCUCCUCCUUCGUCCGCCAGCUCAACACCUACGGUUUCCGGAAGGUGGUGCCGGACCGGUGGGAGUUCGCGAACGACAACUUCCGGCGAGGCGAGCAGGGCCUCCUGUCCGGCAUCCGUCGCCGCAAGUCAACGACGCCGCAGUCGUCAUCCAAGUCCGGCGGCAGCGGCGUGAACGUGGCGUUCCCUCCGCCGUUACCCCCUCCCCCGCCUCCCGCUCCCGCGUCGCCGGCCACCACGUCUGGCGGCGGCGGCAACGAACGAAGCUCCUCAUCGGCGUCGUCGCCGCCGCGGCGGGCCGACCAGCUGACCAGCGAGAACGAGCAGCUCAAGAAGGACAACCGCACGCUGUCCACCGAGCUGGCGCAGGCGCGCCGGCACUGCGAGGAGCUCCUGGGCUUCCUCUCGCGCUUCCUCGACGUCCGGCAGCUCGACCUUCGGCUGCUCAUGCAGGAAGGGGAAGACGUGCGAGCGGCGGGGGCGGCCGCCGGUGACGCCGACGCACAGGCACAGCGCCGCGCAGUGGUGGCCAACCACCAGCUGGAGCGCGGCGGCGGCGAGGAGGGGAAGAGCGUGAAGCUGUUCGGCGUACUCCUCAAGGACGCCGCCGCAAGGAAGAGGGGCCGGUGCGAGGAGGCGGUGGCCAGCGAGCGUCCCAUCAAGAUGAUCAGGGUCGGCGAGCCGUGGGUCGGCGUCCCGUCGUCGGGCCCCGGGCGGUGCGGCGGCGAGAAUUAA